This is a messenger RNA of Drosophila rhopaloa, 1221 nucleotides long. Its product is annotated as protein GUCD1. The transcript has 4 exons. NCBI's taxonomy places the organism in Eukaryota, Metazoa, Arthropoda, Insecta, Diptera, Drosophilidae. Bases 89 to 817 code for a protein of 242 amino acids. The record is from RefSeq and is a predicted model, not a curated record.
AGACGGCACAUUCACAAUAGACGCCACAUUCUCCUGUGCAGCGCAGCCGAGGACGAAAAGGACCCAAGGACCAACUGAUUCGGCCAGGAUGAACGGACUGCCGCCCAGCAAGCACUACAAUUUAACGCACUACCAGCAGCGUUACAAUUGGGACUGCGGACUGUCCUGCAUCAUCAUGAUCCUGUCGGCGCAGCAGAGGGAACAGCUCCUUGGGAACUUUGAGGCAGUGUGCGGGGAGGAGGGGUUUGGGUCCAGCACGUGGACCAUAGACCUGUGCUACCUGCUAAUGCGCUACCAGGUGCGGCACGAAUACUUCACCCAAACACUCGGAAUCGAUCCCAAUUACGCCCAGCACACCUACUAUUCCAAAAUCAUUGACAAGGACGAACGACGAGUGACGCGCAAGUUCAAGGACGCCCGGGCACAUGGACUGCGCGUGGAGCAGCGCACCGUCGACAUGGAGGUCAUCCUGCGGCAUUUGGCCCGCCACGGACCCGUCAUCCUGCUAACCAAUGCCUCGCUGCUAACUUGUGAAGUGUGUAAACGCAAUGUCCUGGAGAAAUUCGGAUGUUUUAAUAUACCUUGCAUCGCUCGAAAUACACGCCUACUGGGACCCAAAAGGUACGCCGGUCACUAUGUGGUGCUCUGUGGAUACGAUAUGGCCGCCGAGAAGCUAUUUUACCACAAUCCCGAGGUGCACGAUGGUCACAUUUGCCGGUGCCUCAUCGAGUCCAUGGACACAGCACGUCGGGCUUACGGCACCGACGAGGACAUCAUCUUCAUCUACGAGAAGAAAACCACUCCCACCAAGGAGUGAAAGGAUUAAAAACCGAAUUAGGAUCAAGGAGAGAAACAGGAGUACCUGCAGUUGCCAGGUUGCCAGCUUAUAAGGAACGGAGGUUUGGAAUCUGCGCUUGUGAUAUUAGAACCAUAAAGGGAGAGCACGUCGGGGGGACUUAGAGAGGAUGGAGGUUUAAAAAAAGAGCUGCUUGGUUAACUUUGGCACAACAGUGUACUUUAUUUAGGUAUUGCUAACAGUUGGUCCCCAUAAAAAACAACAAUUACAAACGUUCAUGUAAACCAGCCAGGCAGCUGUCUAGAUUUAUAGUUAUAGAGUUCGCUUCAAAAACUGUAAACGGAAAGUAAUUUAGGGAUAUUUCUUGGUAAUGUUCCCAUUGAACGAUUCUAUAUAAUAAUUAAGUUAGUAAUUUUCAUUUCCAA